Messenger RNA from Drosophila innubila, 1529 nucleotides. RefSeq names its product zinc finger MYND domain-containing protein 10 homolog (gene Zmynd10). The transcript is spliced from 3 exons. Gene Ontology annotation, biological process: motile cilium assembly; inner dynein arm assembly; outer dynein arm assembly. Bases 102 to 1487 code for a protein of 461 amino acids. The record is from RefSeq and is a predicted model, not a curated record. Lineage: Eukaryota; Metazoa; Arthropoda; Insecta; Diptera; Drosophilidae. Gene Ontology annotation, cellular component: centriolar satellite; cytoplasm.
CUACCAUUUUCCCAUUUAAUUUUUCACUCUCCUUUCAUCGAUUCAAGCGAAUAUUUUAAAAUUUCUAAAAAGAAAAAAACCUGAAUAAAAACAAUCUGAAAAUGGUAAACUUUGUCUAUCCGGAGGAGCUGUAUCUGUUCGUGGAGAGCAUUCGUUGCUUUCAGGUGCGGGAUGUGGGCAGCAGCAAAUGGCUGGAGGUGCACGAGAUGAUCAUCAAGCUGAGCCAGCAGGCGGCUCUUGAGGUAUCCGAGCAUCGUGAGGAGGAAGUCAAAGAGUUUCUCAUAUCCCGAGACAAGCUAUCGGUGCUCAUACAUGAGGCCUACUGUGUGAAUCUGUGGAAAUCCCGUGUGCUGCCGCAUCUGCUGGAGAUUGAUCCAAAUCCACAGGCGACAUUUCUCAUUUAUACGGUGCUGUACCAUGAGGCAGCUGUGGUUGCGCUCCUAGAUCUAUGUCUAUAUCAUCCCAGUGGCUGCGAGUCCCUGCAGGAUUCGGUGCUAGAUCUGAUCGACUACUGUGCUCAAGGAGUCGCCCAGGUUAUUGGAUUAGUUAGCAUGGGAUAUCAUGAGAAUGAGUCCAAGAUCGAUGUCGAUGAGGCGGUACUCACAGAAUUGGAGCGUCAAAAGCGUGAUCUCAUCUAUAAGAUCGGCCUACGCUGUGUCUCUCUGCUUAAUUAUCUGGCGGACAAUGUGUCCCUAUUCCAUUUGGGUGCAGCUCGUCGACUGCUGGUCACCCAUGACAUACCCUGGCUAAUGGUGGACGUGCUCUGCUUUCGACCAUGGCAGCGCACCACCAGCAAGGGAUUAGAGAAGUUCAUCGAUGAGAAGUGGACUGCCGUUGAGGAUGCGGCGAAAAUCAUAAAGCCAGAGGCCCAAGCCUGGUUCUGUGUGCGACAGCUGCUUCUCAAUCCGCAGAUCAUGGAGAACUACACCCUGAACGAGGCACGUUGCAAGCAGCUCUCCAAGCUGCUGGGAAUGCUGCACGAGACGCUGCUGGAUCAGUUGCCAGUGUUGAUUGAGCUGAAACAGUUCAUCAGUCGCCUAACUCUCAGUGGGAAUACGGCCAACAAGAAACAGAAUCUCGUUUUGGAGGACUUGCCACAGAUACAGGAGGGUUUGAUCAAGGAGGUGGAACGCGAUGGUGGCUUCUAUCAAAUAGCCCAGAGCCAGGAUGGUGUCUUUCUCAACAACAACAGGGAAGAGAUUUCCGCACUGGCCACAAAAUUGAGCAACGCUUACGGCACGGAAAUUCUCUGUGAAUUGGAGCAGCACUUGGCCGAUCUAGAGCUGCAGAAGCCGGAAGCAAAGUCGGGAGAGAGUAACGUUGCUGCUGCUGCUGGAGGAGAAGAUGAGGAGAAGACACACAAGUGUGGCAGUUGCCAGAAAGCGGCCAAAAAGAAAUGCGCCAACUGCAAGCAGGUUCAUUACUGUUCACGGGAGUGUCAGCUGAAGGAUUGGCCAACUCAUAAAGACACCUGCAAAGCAAUCUAAAUAGUAUCGUUUUAACAUUAAUAUUAAAGAGCAUUCCAAAAA